Haemonchus placei is the source of this 669-nucleotide messenger RNA. The record is from the annotation of a GenBank genome assembly. Lineage: Eukaryota; Metazoa; Nematoda; Chromadorea; Rhabditida; Trichostrongylidae.
AUGGGGCGCAAGCCCCAACCUGACAUGGGGGCCAAGCCAUCUCAAAACAUCAAUAUUGCAGAUAUGGCCGAUGAGCCUCAGGUAGAUGCAAUGGAUGUCCAAGUGGAAGGAGCUCAAGAUGAGCAUGAGGUAAGCCUCUGGAAAAGGCUUUUAAUGGAAUUACCUCAGAUCGUGGAUAACGAGCUUACCGCCAAUUUGAGAAAUGUGGCAGGAACUAAAAGACAGAACAUCUUAACUGCGGUUAGCAACGCUGUGCACGAAGCCAUUGCAGCGGUGGAGUCAAAGUUCGAGAAUGCCAUAAUGGCGGAUAUUCUAGCGGAUAAGAUGGGGAUACCAUUCCGCAGACUGGAGCGUGAGCUCCCGAUUUUGAUGCGAGAAGCCGAAGCAAUGGUUCGUGUAACAACGGCGCUCGGUUGUCCUAGCGCUAAGAUCCUAGCUUUGAUAGAGUUAAAGGAUAAGGAAAAUCAAUGGCUGCGAUCUCAACUACUCUCGUUGCAGGGAAGCCAGGCGAUUCCAAAGCCACAGCAGACAGUUGAUACCAUGCCGGCUGAAGACGCGCACAGACAUGCAGCCGAUAGAUGGACGCCUGGGGAACCUUCGGAGGACAUCCGAAACGAAGUCUACCACAUCCUCGCAGAGGUGCAGGCGGUCGACCACAAGUUCCUCUGA